CCAGAUGUACCACUCUGACCAUGGUGUAGACUUCCCUGACCUCUUCCUCCAGUUCCGUGGCAGAAUUGAGGAGCUGGGCUCAGCAGACGCAGUGUGAAAACCACUGUCAGUAAGCCUCCACCUUUCACACCCACACCACUGUAGCUCCAGUCCCAGACCCUUCUCUCCUCUGGAAUAAUGGACAGCCCUCCUAAACUGUCUGGUGAAACCUUGGUUGUACAUCACAUUCCCUUGGUGCACUGUCAGGUUUCAGGUGGCUGGAAAGGUGGCUGUGGGAGCUCAUUAAAAAGGAGCACUCCAUUCAGCUCACCAGAAAACCUGGGGUUGAGUCGUACCACAUCUUUGCCAGAACGAGAUGUUCUUCAGAGAGAAGCCCUGCUAUACAGUAGCCUGAUCCAGACUUCUAGUGGCUCUUUGUCCUCCCACAACAGAGGAAGAGAGAAGAAGGGUAGCGAGAGAGGGGGAAGUACAGCAAGUGAUGAUUCAUCAUUUGCCUCAAGCAAUUCAGAGGACCAGCUCACCACAGCUCACACAUUACCCAGGACCAAACCGAGGAGGAGAAACCCAUUGCGUCAUAAUCCAUUCCUGCUUAAUACAGAAAAUAAUGAUGAGGACGAUGAGGAAGAAGAUGGUGACAACCUCAGUGGUUACCUGGAAGACUCCUCUUUUCACCUCCACAGCGAUACAAACUCUGUGCUGGAUGACAGGGUGGUGCCUUUUCACUUGCACAGUGGCUUUGCCUCUGAGCCUUUUAUUUUGCACAGUUCUGUGAGGCGAGGCAGUCGAGAGUCACUGAGAGGUCCCACCUCUGAUCUUUCCAACCAUCUUGAUGAACUGGACAUGCUGGGGCUAGACAGUCAGUGCCGUCACGGAAGCAGUGGCUCCAACAUGUCAAUGGACUGUGGAGAACAAGACUGGGGGGACGACGAUGAAGAAGACCAACCAAUGAAAUGUGGUCGAAAUAGCAAGACCGGUUCCUACUCUUCCAGCUCCUCCAUUCAGCACUGCUCCUGCUGUGGCCUCUCACAGAGCUACCCUCAGCACUUCCCUGAGGCAUUCCCUGAACCUUUCUUGGAGUUCCAACAAGGUUACGGCAGCGAUUCCUCCUGCAACAGUUCUGAUGGAGUUCUUGUCAACUUCAGCGCCAUUUACAACAAGAUGAACAACAGCAUCCCAGAGAAGCAGCCAGCUCCUGGGCCCACCAAUCUAAACAGCUCAACCGACCACUCCUCUAUCUCUUACAUUUCAGAUAAUCCAGGACACAAGGACGACUCUGCUGGAGGGGCUUUUUAUUUGGACAUUCAAACUUCUCCAACUGAGCCUCCACGAUCACAGCAACAGCCCUCCUGCCUUUCUAACAACUUCCCUCUUAUCCUUGAACCACACCUGACCACCUCCUCCACCUGCUCCUGCUCAGCAGAGCAUCAGGGAACUUUUGGCCUUGAUGCCAACUGCAACUCCUUCCACCCUCCGCAUGAAGGCUCCUCCGGCGACCUUGCUUCCUGCCUACAGAGUCAAGCCCGCCUGGUUGUUGCCACGCAGAACUACUACAAACUGGUCACCUGUGACCUUUCGUCCCAGUCCUCACCAAGUCCUGUAGGUUCCUCUGUCAACAGCUGCUCUGAUGAGCACAGCAAAGGCAGCCCUACCCCAUCUCAGCCAAGCGAAUACUUCCUGUUCAGGCAACAAGAUGAUGAGAUGGGUCUGAAAGAAGAGCUAGAGCAAGAGGGUGAAGUUGGAGAAUCAUCAAGACAAGAUGAUGAUGAUAACAAAGAGGACAAAGAGGGAAAGAAGAGUAAUCAGGAGGCAAUUGGUGGGGCUGAGACUGCUCCAGCCAUGAUAGAAGGCCAGGUUUAUGUCAACGUUUCACCUCCCUUGGCUGGAAAGGGAGUCAUUGGAGAUGGAGCCUCCUCAGGAAGUCGCCCACGUUCUCGCAGCUAUGAUCGCAAUCUGGACAAGUCCCCCUCUCCGCGGCUCGGCUCCCUGGAGCGCAUGCUGAGCUGCCCAGUUCGGCUCAGUGAAGGUGCCGCCCAGGUCCCAACUCCUCCUCCACGCGUCACCUCCUUCGCAGAGAUCGCUAGAAGCAAAAGGAGGAUUGGGGCUACAGGGGGAUCCCCUUUACAGAAGUCAGCUGCCGACCCUUUCUCUUCUACUUACUCCACUCACUCACACUCCUCUGUGGAUUUCUCUCCCAUCCCAGAGCAGUGUGUGGAGGUCGUCAGUCCAGCUAUGUCACCUAUUCCUUUUACUAGAUGUUACAGUCAAGGCGACAUAGAACGACAACUGGAAGGGGCAAGGGAGACACAGGACACAUGGGAGAAAGCAGAGGGAGGUCUAUCAAGUUCCUCAGACAGCCGACCAGCGGUGGUCCGUUACAGUAAAGAUCAGAGGCCCACCACACUCCCCAUCCAGCCUUUCACCUUCCAACACCAGUUCACAUCCAGACCCGCUCAGGCCAAACCUCUACUGCCCCUGUUAACGGGUUAUCAUUCUGGGAUGCAGGUCCACACCAGCUCCAGCUCUGGAGGUCCAUUUGGUGACGACACAGCUGGCAAUGGACACAACAACCAGGGUUCUCUCAGCACAGCAGCCCCCCCAAUGGAAUUAGUCAGGCCCUCACCUCUUGGGAGUUACUCCCCAGUUCAUUUCCAGGGGGCACACAGCUCAGAGACUUGCACCCCAAACCCUCAGUGUACACACAGGCCCUCCUGCCCACUUUCAGCAGGCCUCGACCCCCUGCACACCCCAUUGACAGGUAAAAAGGGAGGUGGUUCAGCACCAUUAACCCAGACACCUCCAUCCCUGGGGGUGAAGAGAGGAGUCGUGCCACCAAUGUUGCCAACAGUGCAGGGGCAGUGUCUGCAUCAUGGACCUCUGUACAGCUUACCAGCUCUCCAUAGCGAUAGUCUGAGUCCACUGGGUCUUGACUCUGGGAAGACUCCUGAGGGAGGCAAAGGAUCUGGAGCCAGAACACAAAAUGCACACCACCUCUCUCCCCAGGCUCUCAAAUGGAGGGAGUACCGUCGUCGAAACCCUCUUGGGGGGGAAAGGGUCUCUGGGGGCCACUCUUCAGCAGGAUCAGGCCCUGUCUCUGGUAACACAGAACUGAGACGGAGCAAGGGAGCCCGACCAACCAGGCGCAAUGUCUUUGAUUUUCCAGCAGCUCACUCCAGCCACAUGAUGGGACAUCUAACCGGGGGUCAGUCAGCUAAGCUGCAGCAGAGCUGUAGUGAUUUCCUACACGACUACUUCUCCAUGACAGAGAAGCCUCCUGAGGAGUUCUGCCUCUCUCCUGAUGCAUCAUCUUCUUCCUCAUGCUCUCCCUCACAGCCCCAGGUCUCUGUAGACCUGAUGCAAAAAAGAGGUUUGGUUAAAGCAGUGAACACAGCAGUUGAUCUGAUCGUGGCACACUUUGGCACCAGUCGAGUCCCAAAUGUGAAGGCUAAGCUGGGGAACAGCUGGGUGAGUCCCAACGUGGGUCACCUCAUCCUGAAGUACCUGUGUCCGGCCCUGCAUGACGUGCUGCAGGACGGUCUAAAGGCCUUUGUUCUGGACCUGAUCAUUGGACAGCGGCGUUGUCUGCCCUGGAACCUUGUGGAGGCCUCCACCCAGCUGGGCCCAUCAACACGCCAUCUCCACAGCUUGUUUUCAAAAGUCAGCCAAUACUCUGAGCUCACAAGCCACAGCAUGAGGCUGAAUGCCUUCAUCUUCGGCUUGCUCAACCUCAAAUCUUUGGAAUUCUGGUUCAAUCACCUCUACACACAUGAAGACAUUGUAGCAGCACACUACAGCCCAUGGGGUUUCCUUCCCCUGUCGCAUGGAGCCUGCCAGACGCUCUUUGAGGAGCUCCUACUCUUGCUGCAGCCACUCUCACUCCUCCCCUUUGACUUGGACCUACUGUUUGAGCCACAUCUCCUCCAAAAGGGAGAGGAGCAUCUUCGUCACAAGGAGCAGCUAUGCUCUGCAGGCCAGAGUGUGGAUCAGGCAAGUCGCUCCACCUUCCAGCUCAUGAGGGGCUGGAGCACCACCGUUAGUGGGAUGGUCAGAGACUCAAGGGUUGAGGCCAAAAGGGAGAGGGCGGGACUGAGACGAGAGGGGACGUGGCCUAGAAUGGAAGGAUCUGGGUCAAGAAAUGAAGCAGCAGGGGUGAAAUUGAGGGUGAAGGUCACACCUGUUAGCAGAUCUGCAGCCAUGGAAAACGGUUCUCCCAGCCUCUGGAGAGGGAGGGAGUCAGAAAGCCAGAGGAUUAAAGGUGUGGGACAAGAAAGCAAUGGAGACAAUGAGGGUGUUAAGGAAAAGGACAGCAGAAUGGGAAAAGAAAGGGAACCUGCUUGUGAGGGACGGCAGCAUCAGGACAGACAGGCUGGCUGGUGGUACCAGCUCAUGCAGUCCUCACAGGUCUAUAUCGACCAGUCCACUGAAGGCUCAAAGUUUGUGAAGACUGAGAAAAGGAAGAGGUCCUCUGAGAGACGACAGGGCCAAGCACCACCCGCGAGAGAAGGUGUGGUGGAGGGUGCUGAGUCAAGGCAUGAAGGGGAGGGAGAGAAAAGCAGCACCUCAGGCGGAGAUUCCGCUGGAUGUGGGGGGAGGCCCUCAUGGAUGGGCAGCCCCCCACAGUCAGUUCUCAACCAGGAAAAAGACACAAAUCCUCUGGAGGUGUCUGAGAUGGCAGCCCAAGCAGCAGUCCAGGAAGAGAGCCCCCCACAGGGGCAGAGUUUACGCUGGGGAAGGCUUUUUGGCUCAAGUGUUGGUAUUCCUCUGAGAGUGGAGGGAGCAGAACAGAAGCCAAAAUCCCAAAAGACCAGACCACCAUCAGGAUGGCUUGGUUUGGAUAAAUCUGUUCUUGAACUGAUGGCUCUGACAAUUGGAGGGGGUGGGAAGAAGACAGAGCGUCCUGACACACCCACUCACACCCAAACCACAACAGAUCCGGUGUCAAGCCAUCAAGCCGAAACCCAACAGUCUGUGUGUGAAGUUCGAGCCUUAUGCCACCACAUUGCCACUGAGCCCGACCAGCUGAGCUUCAACAAGGGCGACAUUCUACAGGUUCUGAGAAAGGCUGACCCUGACUGGCUCCUCUGCUCCCUGGGCUCCACCCGAGGCUUGGUUCCCAUCGUCUAUGUCACUCUCAACAGCAUGGAGGACAGUCAGGAUGCCACUGGACUCAUGCAGCUCUGAGCCCUCCCCGCUAACAGAACCCUGAGAAUGAAGGCAAACUGAAGGGCUGAAGGAUUAGCUGCCCCACAUCCACUGAAAUCAGAAACCAUUCAUACAUCAGAAAUCAAUCCUAAAAAACAUUGCAGAAAAUACUAAGAGGAUGAUCAGAGUCAUUCAGCGGAAGCAUGCAGGCUCAACCAAGUACUCUUAUCCGUUUUAAGGGUUUAUCCAGAUAACCAUGCAUGCAUACAUCAAGAAACAAGACUAAAACACUCAACACAGAGCUGUUCUGCUCGCUUAAACCAAGUGAUCGUCCAGUCUGUAUGUGGUCCAUCCUUCAUCUGGGUACGAUGAGGAGGGGCCACUUGCAGAUCUCCACUCUUUGCUGUACUGUAUAUCCGCUCACCUUGCUGUGCUACACUUUAAAUGCAGCGCUCAAGUAUCCCCCUCAGUCACAAUAAACAGAUUCCUCAGGUGUCUUGCCACUUAUGUAAAGCCGAUCCUGCUUGCGUAGAAGCCAAAAACUAUGUGCUUUUUCAUAAAAUUGCAGACAGUAGACAUGAACUUUAGGAUCCACGUCUGAAUGAAUGAAGGUGAAAUACAGAUGGACAAUUGGAAACAAAACUUGAUAAAUGAGAAAAAGUGCACCUUGCAGGCCCUCUCUACCUGUUCCCCUUUUCCUUUUUGUUUCUGCUUAAGAGCAAAUAAUUAAAAACAAAUAUAACCUUUUUUCCUACAGAACCUGCACAGUGGCAUCACUAUUUGUAAAUGCUGCAUAACAAUUACUGACUUCCAUUUUGCUUAUGCUUUUGUUUAAAUGGCUCAAAAUGGCCUAUAUUCAAACAGAGGUUUAGAGCCCUAAAGUAAAACCUGCAGCACAAAGGUAUAUAUAUUUUGUUGGAAAGUACUUAUAACAAAAAAUUAGUUUAGCAUUUAGUUUAGUUUGAAUUAUAACACUAAUUCAAAGGGAGUUCUCCACAUGUUGUGCAACAACGAUGGUGUUUGAGGGUAAGAGCAUCGAGCAGUUUGUUUUAUGUUUGUGUGUUGAUGUCGAUGCAUACUGCUAUGGAAAUGCAUUCAAGACAUCCACAGAAGUUUGGAUUUAUAAAUACCAUGUGAAUCAGCCAAAAAUAAGCAUCUUGGUUACCAUUUGUAGGAAAUUAUAAAACCUAAACACAUCUGUUGAGGCCUUCUUGAACUAGAGGACUUGGAGAUUCACCUCUGGACAUUGUUACAUAGUUUUUUUUUUUGUUUGUUUUUAUAAAGGGUAAGAUAUUUUAUUGAUGCCUUAAAGAGCUUGAGGGAAGAAGAAACAAUAGGAUGAUUAAUAUUUGUCCCAACAUUACAAUAUAUUUUGUAUAUGUGCUGUCUGCCCCGUCUUUUCCAGAAUCUGCAAGAAAAUUUGGGAGAAGCUAUUUUGGAGAUACUUUUUGGAUGUGUAAAGGUAACCCAGACACACACAUUUUGUGUUGGUGGCUUGAUGUGCAUUGUAUGUACAUGCUACCUUGCUGCAGUGCCCAAUUGUUAAAUGUUCCCUACGGUUCAAAAAGAGUCUAACUAAUAUUACAGCUGUAUACUGCAAACAUUGAGAGAACGGGUGCCCAAUCCAAAAUAUUUCACAUUAUAAUCGAUGUGGUAAAAUUAAUGUAUAUUUAUAAAAUUAAUUCAUGCUUAUGAGUUUUUUUUUUUAAAGACUUACCGUAGAAUAUGAUUUAAUCAUAAAAUGUUCCCUUUGUCACAUCAAUGUACAGUUUUUAUUUCUACAUGUGAUUUUUAACUGUAUGGUUUCCAAAGAUGAAUUAACACUACAUCAUCCUUGAAUUGUAAAUAGAUUUAAAUUCUUUAAAGGUCGGAUUUUGGCCACAGUAUGUAUGUAAGAUUGUUAUUUAUCAGUGCAUUUCAUGUUGAUCACAGAAGGAGAGUGUAAGCUUUAGUUUCACCACAAACAACCUGCUACACAAGUCUCCUGUGUGAGUGGAUGUGUUUGAUGUUCAGAGGCAUCCUGCACUGAUUUCACACCUGAUAGACUUGUAGAAGUAGAUUAAACUAGAGACAGAAGGGGAGGUUCGGGUGUUUAGGGUCAGACUUUUGCUCAGCUAAAGGGCAUGAAAUAAAAAUAAAGAAUGGAUUGUUCUGCUCUUCCUGCUUCUUGUCUCUUUGGCUGCCUCCUGCCUGUAAAUAUCUUCAGCAUCAGUGAUACUGCUCCUCUCUGUCCAAGCUAUAUUAUCUGUAUGUAUGAUAUUAUCAAACUACUAUGGAUGUUAAACAACAAAGUGCUCCUGUGAUCACACG
Messenger RNA from Menidia menidia (Atlantic silverside), 7449 nucleotides. The record is from the annotation of a GenBank genome assembly. Lineage: Eukaryota; Metazoa; Chordata; Actinopteri; Atheriniformes; Atherinopsidae.